Soboliphyme baturini is the source of this 1230-nucleotide messenger RNA. Lineage: Eukaryota; Metazoa; Nematoda; Enoplea; Dioctophymatida; Soboliphymatidae. The record is from the annotation of a GenBank genome assembly.
AUGAUCCAGUUCAUUGUGUUGUGUGUUUUGCUACCACGGCAUGAGGCGCAUCUUUUGAGCGACUGUGUUUGCCAUCUGGACAACGAUAUUCAUGACUGCGCGUGUUCGUCUAAAUCCGUCGACAAAUUCAACAACGAUAAGAUUCAACCGAUUCUUAAGCAGCUCCUGCAGAAAGACUGUUUCAGGUAUUACAAGGUGGAUAUGUACAAAGAGUGUCCGUGGUGGCCCAGCGGUAGCCAGUGUACUUCACGCGAGUGUGGCAUAGAGAGUUGUGAUGACGAAGUACCAGCUGCUCUGAAACUCAAGCGUACUCCUAAGCUUAAAGAGUGCCAGCAAGGAGAUGAGAUCGACCCGUUGGACAAACACAUCAGUCCUUGGCAGAAAGAGCAGUUUCUGGUUUGGGCGGAGCAUGACGACAUGCAAGACAAGUAUUGCGAUGUUGACGAUGAAGAUUCCGACAAACUGCAUUACGUCGACUUGACCCGCAAUCCGGAACGCUACACCGGUUACAAGGGUAGCAGCGCACAGCAAGUUUGGAAAAGCAUCUACCAAGAAAAUUGUUUCAAGCCAGAUCCAAAAUUUGACAAAAACUAUCUGCGGUAUCCUUUUUCGUUGAACGGAGCCAGUGGAUUAACUGAAGGAACAUGGCAUAGAAACGUGGAUAUGUUCAAAUAUCGUUUUGGUGCUGAAUACACGAAUGGCGAAGGACCGCAGCGGUUAAAAAAUUUGUACUUCCUGUAUCUGUUGGAGCUAAGAGCUCUGCAGAAAGUAGCUCCUUACCUCAGCCAAGACCUCUUUUACACGGGCAGUGACGAAAAUGACAUGGAGACAAUGGACCUCAUUUCGAAGAUGAUUCACGCAAUAGAGUCGUUUCAGACCCCAUUUGACGAAAAUAGCCUCUUCCAGGGGGACGCGAUUUUGGCGAUGUCUCUGAAGGCGGAAUUUCGCGCUCACUUUAUGAACAUUUCUAGAAUAAUGGAUUGUGUUGACUGUGACAAGUGUAGGCUCUGGGGAAAGUUACAGACUCAUGGAAUUGGAACGGCUCUGAGGAUUUUGUUUUCUGACCUGCCGAGAGUUAGUCACGUUGGUCAGGUUGGCGUAAGAGACAGGAAACGAUUUCAGUUGCAGAGGAAUGACGUCGUGGCAUUGUUCAAUUCGUUUGCCCGUCUUUCGAGCAAUAUUCACGAAGUCGGUGAGUUCCAGAAGAUUCUCAGUAGCUCUGUCCAGUAA